AUGGGAGCUGAGAAUUUCACCUCUGUUAAAGAAUUCAUGUUGGUGGGACUCACAAGUCAUCGAGGGACCCAGCUUCUGCUCUUUGGGGUGUUCCUCCUCAUCUACUUGCUUAUCCUUUUUGGCAACCUGCUGAUCAUCAUUUUGGUAUGGGCUGAUUCCCAGCUACAUACACCCAUGUACUUUUUUCUUAGCAAUCUUGCUGCGAUGGAGAUUGGGUUGGUUACCAGCACGCUGCCUCAGAUGUUGGCUCAUCUGGUCACCAGGAAUGGAGUUCUGUCCUUAACGCGUUGCAUGCUGCAAGGUUACUUUGGAUUGAACAUAGGCAGUGCUGAAAGUUUGCUGUUGGGUGUCAUGGCCUAUGACCGUUACUUGGCCAUCUGCUCUCCCUUGUUGUAUGCUACAGCCAUGAGCAAGCUCCACCAGGUCCUGCUUGUCAGCACAUGCUGGAUCAUUGGCUUUGCAUUUUCCAUGAUUUAUGUCGUCAGUAUUUUUCGUCAUUCUUUCUGUGGUCCUAAUCUCAUUGACCACUUCGGGUGUGAACUGCCUAUUGUGCUGAAUCUUGCAUGUGGUGACAUAAAAAUGACUAAAGCCAUUGUCUCUGGUUUAUCAGCAUUCAUGGUUUUCAUCCCCCUUUCAAUUAUCUUGUCUUCCUAUGGAUUCAUUCUGCAUUCUAUAUUGAACAUGCGGUCAACUGCACGAAGGAGUAAGGCCUUCUCCACUUGUGGGUCCCACCUUACCGUAGUCAUCUUGUUCUAUGGCACCGUUAUUUCUAUGUACAUUAUCCCCCACCCAGACUCAGGUUCUGCUCACAACAUGGAAAUGACCAUCUGUUAUCUAGUAGUUACUCCCCUGCUUAACCCUGUCAUCUACACCUUGCGGAACAAGGAGAUUCAUUCAGCAGUGAUCAAGAUGGCGAGAAGAUGGCGCUUAGAGCAAUGAAUAUGACCCUGGACAUCUUGCUGGGCUGGUGUUUUGUUAUGUUUUCUUUCAACUGAGGGAGGCUGACUAUAAAAAUAAUACUAGACUGUUUUAACUGUUCCUGCUCUUUUGUAAGGAUGAUGAGGUGGAAAAGCAGGCAGGAAAAUAGACUGGAGUAGAAUGGAAUGGAAUGGAAUGGAGUGUGGAGUGUGGAGUGGAACAGAACAGAACAGAACAGAACAGAACAGAAUAGUUGGAAGAGACCUUGGAGGUCAUCUAGUCCAACCCCCUGCUCAGGCAGAAAACCCUGUACCAUUUCAGGCAAAUGGUUGUCCAAUCUCUUCUUUAAAACUUCCAGUGUUGGAGCAUUCACAACUUCUAGAGGCAAGUUGUUCUGAAGCAAGUAAGCCCAAAUACCAGUAAAUUGAUAUCAAAGGAUGGGUAGAUUGACCUUUAGUUGUUUGUAUCUCUGUCACAAGAUUAGGAAAGUACCAACUUCUUGCUAAAUGUACUUGUAUGCUUAAUGACCUUUGUAUCAUAUUAUUCUGUAACACAAUAUUUGGCACGUGAGGAAUUCUGAAACUAGCAGAUGGUGUAAGAUAUGCAAGAUAUAACCCUAUAUGGAAUAUGUACCGAAAGAUAACUUCUUUUUAUAUCCUGUUUUGAUGUGCUGUAUCUUGAUACAUAUAAGGAAAUGUAAAGCUUCAGUAAAACUAGAAUUGCAAAACCUAUAAAAGAUAGACUCCGGGCAUAGCCCAGGGUUCAGACUUUGCCAAACUAUUACUCUGAACCUUUGCUAGCAAAUAAACCUGUGUU
This is a messenger RNA of Pantherophis guttatus, 1734 nucleotides long. Its product is annotated as olfactory receptor 5P56-like. Gene Ontology annotation, molecular function: olfactory receptor activity; G protein-coupled receptor activity. Gene Ontology annotation, cellular component: membrane. Lineage: Eukaryota; Metazoa; Chordata; Lepidosauria; Squamata; Colubridae. Gene Ontology annotation, biological process: G protein-coupled receptor signaling pathway. The record is from RefSeq and is a predicted model, not a curated record.